CAUCAUAGAGCGAAUUUUGUUUAGUUAAAAAGUGCAUUGUGCAUUGGAAUUUGUGAAACGUCCACGUGUAUAUUUGCUGUAACGGCAAUUGCAGAUUCUUUUAUAGAUGGCGCAGGUGGUAGAGCUUCAGCUGGAUAUGGAGAAGGCUGUGGAAAGUGUGACAAUUGACGAAAAAAACAGCGUACCAGAAAGAGCGCCCACUGCCGUGGACAAACAUGAUACCAAUGCUGACGCCGACGCGAAAAUCGCGAGUGCAGCUAAUGACGAAAGUACCGUGAAGCUGGAUAAAUUGGAUGAGUUAAGUUCUUUAGAACAGGAAAUCGCAAAAAUGCAUAACAUAAGCAUUGAAUCGAGUGUCGCAGAGCAGUCCGAGGAGGGACUGCAAGAAUGUGGAAAAUCUGUUCCCGUUCGCAGCAGCAGCGGUGCUGAAAAUGGUGGAAGUGGAACUGACACUAAAACCGCUAAUAACGAGCCUGCAGCGACACGCACAGUGCCAACUGAAUCAGGCAAUGGAUUGCAACAUGUACAGGGCGAGGGUGCCGCGUCCGCUCUGGAGGAGGUUGAUCUCAUUGCACUGCUGAAGGGCACAGACACGGGGCAUGACCAAGAGGAGAAGAAAUUAGAACUGGCCCUAGCUGAACUGGAUAAUGUGGGCGUCACCAUCGAAGGUGAGGGGCAAUAUGAAAUAAUGGAAAUUGAUGAUGGUGAUAAUAGUUUGGAAGCGCAAGCACCUCACGUCGAUGCUACUAAAAAGACCACGUCGUCACCAAUAAUGCACAGCAACAAGCCCCAAAACAAACCAAAACUAUCACCGGAGCAGGCGCGUGCCGUGGCGUUGGAACAAAUGGCGGACCUUAAGUCGCAGGCGCAAGCGCGUCGCAAGGAAUCAAAUGUCACUGCUAAGCCACAGGAUAUAAUAAGCACACUCAAUGACGAUUGGAGUGAGUACGAUAGCGGUGGAAAUGAUGCUAUUGUGUCCAACGCAAGCCUCUUGCAAGCAACUAAAAAACUGCAAGUAAAAAUGAUGAAACCUUCGCGGGACAUAUCUCAUUUGGACGACAAGCCAAUCAUUAACAGCGUGUUGGUCGUAAAAGCAAUGCCACCAUUUCCAAAGCCAACAAAGCUCAUUGAAAAAGAAGGUGGGGCCAAUACCGAAUCCUCCAGUACAGAAAACAUUGGUUUCAAGCGCCAGCGUGUCAUCAAAAGGAAAAUAAUAUGGGAUCCCGAUGUACCCGAAACACAAAGAUCAUAUUCUCAAUACGCUAGUCCCAAAACUGUUUCCACGCCCCCUCCAGUAACAACAACCAGCGCUAUCAAACCAAGCAAUAUAUCCAGUCCAACGCUGCUGACACAAGUGGCCAAGAAGGAGGGAAUGGCAAAAAAGGCACGCGCUACAACUCCCAAGGCACGACAACGUCCAGAGAGCGCGUUGAAAGAUCCCAUCAAGCUGCCGGUCAAACGGGCGUCAACACCUUCAAGAGCACCAACAGCAAAAGUUGAGGUGACAUCGCCUUCAAAGCGACGCUCCCAAACACCCGUCUCCACACUGCCUAAUGGCGCUGGUGCAAUCAAGAAGAAAAAGAUCAGUGAACUCGAUCGUUUGAUGGGCGAUGAGGGUGCUGUGGUAAUGAUACAGGCCGUGGAGCAGGAGAAGCGCGAGUUAAGUGGAGGGGACAACAAUAACACCAACAAUAAGGUCAUGCGGAAACGCGCAAUGACCAUAGUGGGAAGGCCAACGCGUGUGGGAGAUUCCACAACCGUAUCGCCGAAGAAAGAGGAAACCACUAACAACGCUAGCGCAGCGAAACCAACCAAAUCUGCAAAGAGUGCAACGUCCGAUGUUGAUGCAGUUUUUGCGAAGACAAGCACAGUCACCGGCAAAACUAAAUCACGUGCCUCCGACUCGUGGGAUUAUGUAUAUAAGCAGCGUGCCAGCGAAGAAUCGAUGAUAAUGCGAAGACGAUCCAACAGUUCAUACUCGAGUAAUGCCUCCGUAACUCGCGUAUCGCUGGACGCAAAACCAAAUGCAAUUCUAUCCGAUGAUGAGCCGUCGUUCAAGUUCUUGAAGCCCGAGACUAAAUCAAGCCAAAGAAGCGGCGACGCCAGCGCUGGACAUACACUGGCCAACGAUUUGAAGCGUGAUUCACAGCCACAAAAGGAGAGAAAGUCCCCCAAUAGUGCUAACACAAACAAAUCUCAGAUAGUGACUCUGCACAAGCUCGACAAAGUGGCACAAUUAGUGAUCAAUACCGCGCGUGCAAAAUCCGCUCACACAUAUAACAUUCAGCUGCUACACAAACUAACAGACAUGUUGAACAAAGUCGCCAAGAGUAAUGAAUACAAUACGGUGCUCCUGUGCACGCAGGAUCAGCAAUUCUGUCAGGGCAUUGAUUGCCAUGAACUGAUUGCGCCUGCUGUCGAAAAGCGCAAAAACAAUGCCAGUCAAUUGGCAUCAGCAUUGAAAACAUACCUGAAAACGUUGGCAACAUUCCCGAAACCGCUCAUAGCUGGAAUUGCAGGCAAUAUUAAAAAUCUGGGUGUUAUGCAACUGCCUCUGUUAGAUUAUGUGGUGGCAGCAGAAAAUUGUUACUUUGAUACCAGCUAUGCGAAACUCGGACAUCUGCCAGAGGGUUAUUCACUCUGGAACAAUCAUCCAAAGGUUUCCAACAGUGUGCACACGCGCCUGUUCCUGCUGGGCGAGCGACUGCAUACAUCAGAUUUAGAGACACCAAAUGGCUUAAUUAAUUGUGUUAGUCCGGCUUGCAGCGUAAACGAUGAGGCGUUGAAUUUGGCCAAACGUAUCUCCACAACAACAGCCGAGAACUAUCGCUUAUUAAAGAGGUCACAGCAUGCAACGACAAGAAAUUUAGAUGCGUUAAGCCACCUAGAUGAGGAAUUCCAAGUAAUAACAGAGCAAUGGGUAACUUCUAAUUGCCAGGCAAACCUCAAGCGUUACUUAAGCGAUACAAAUGUAUAGCGUACCCACCCAUAAGGAUCAUCGAUCUACCAUAAACAAUACCUACCAUACCAUUACAAAAUGGUAGCGAGCAAUUACACUUUUUAGAAAAUAGUUCAAAUUUGUCUCUAUUAAACAAAAAAAAUAAAGCUACGCGUGUGUAGUAAACAUUUA
Messenger RNA from Scaptodrosophila lebanonensis, 3130 nucleotides. RefSeq lists its product as uncharacterized. Lineage: Eukaryota; Metazoa; Arthropoda; Insecta; Diptera; Drosophilidae. The record is from RefSeq and is a predicted model, not a curated record. The transcript is spliced from 6 exons. Bases 107 to 2977 code for a protein of 956 amino acids.